AACGGACCCAGCAAAAUGAUUGCUUCCUAAGUUCACAAGAGCGUGAAUCGUAAAACUUAGCUCCGAUCAAAAGCAAUCAUGUCGGAUCACGCGGAGAGCGAUAUGGACGCCACGGAGGAGAUAAACGUGGAUGAUUCCGAUUCCCGAAGUUGCAGUCCCCGGAAUUACAUGCAUCAUGAUUCUAACAGGAAUCAUGAUGACCCGUCCGAAUGUUCGAAUUCCCCACCUCCGAAUCAGACGAUUACAAAGAAUCUGCAAACUGAAGCACCGAGAAGCCAUCCCUUUAGCAUAAGUCGACUUCUGGGUGAGAACAGGAGUCAAAAUGCAAAGAGUCCGUCGUCAGAGGAGCUAGACAGUGAUAAGGAAAGAAGGUCAUCGUGGGCUUGGGAGGAGAGCAACAACCGAACGUUGACCUUGGAGGAUGGAAGACGGUCCUGGGAGCCGGAAGCUGAAGAGAAGACUUCUGAGAAGGACGAUGAUGAUGACACUGGAAGCACGCCCGAGAUACCUACGAGUCACUCCCUUCACUCGAACGACUUGUUAGCCCCUUUUAGACUCUUCCCUGGUGGCUCAGGACUUAUUUACACCGGUGGAGGGGUCAUUAGGGUACCAGCUCAUAGACCACCAGGUUCGAAUGGUGCACCGGCCGCGGGCAUGCCUAAUCAGGCAUUAAUGCCUCAUUGGAACCUCCAGGCUCUUCAACAUAGUCAACAGCAGGCUGCAGCCGCUGGUCUCAGAGCUAGUUUCUUUGCUAAUCUGGCCCCUCAUCCUCUACAAGGUCAUCCACACCUGAAGGAUCGAUUAGCAGUGGCUGGAGCAUUUCCAAGGCGAAUCGGUCACCCCUAUCAGAACAGGACACCUCCAAAACGAAAGAAGCCAAGAACAAGUUUCACCAGGUUACAGAUCGCUGAGCUAGAGAAGCGCUUCCACAAGCAAAAAUAUUUAGCCUCGGCAGAAAGGGCAGCCCUCGCCAAAUCUCUCAAAAUGACGGAUGCCCAAGUCAAAACGUGGUUUCAAAACAGGCGAACGAAAUGGAGGAGACAAACAGCAGAGGAAAGAGAAGCAGAAAGACAGGCAGCGAAUCGUUUAAUGCUUUCAUUGCAGGCAGAAGCUCUUGGAAAAGUUGGAUAUCCAACAUCAGUACCACCUCAUCCUGCGAAUAAUAGUGUCCCUAAUCUAGAUAGCCAACAGGCCCCGCCAACAUUGUCUCAUUCUGUAGGCCAAUGGGCUUCCCCAUAUGGCCCUCCCCAACCAUUAACUGAUCCCAUUUGCUGA
This is a messenger RNA of Belonocnema kinseyi, 1275 nucleotides long. It is a transcript of the gene C15, whose product is annotated as homeobox protein MSX-1. Bases 79 to 1275 code for a protein of 398 amino acids. The transcript has 3 exons. Gene Ontology annotation, molecular function: DNA-binding transcription factor activity, RNA polymerase II-specific; RNA polymerase II cis-regulatory region sequence-specific DNA binding. NCBI's taxonomy places the organism in Eukaryota, Metazoa, Arthropoda, Insecta, Hymenoptera, Cynipidae. The record is from RefSeq and is a predicted model, not a curated record. Gene Ontology annotation, cellular component: nucleus. Gene Ontology annotation, biological process: animal organ development; regulation of transcription by RNA polymerase II.